This is a messenger RNA of Gamsiella multidivaricata, 1830 nucleotides long. RefSeq lists its product as uncharacterized. The transcript has a single exon. Gene Ontology annotation, molecular function: protein dimerization activity. Lineage: Eukaryota; Fungi; Mortierellomycota; Mortierellomycetes; Mortierellales; Mortierellaceae. The record is from RefSeq and is a predicted model, not a curated record. The coding region runs from base 86 to 1789 and encodes 567 amino acids.
UUCUCAGCCCAAUUCGACUCUCUUUCUUUUCUUCAUAACCUCACACCUCUAAUUUUCUCCACUUCCUUUUCUGUCUACUUUGCAAAUGGGUUAUACAGAUAUCGAUUCUUCCGCGUCAAAAAAGUCGACUCCUCACUUCAAACCAAUCGUCCCUGCUCCUCACUCGCGUGGUCUCAUCGCCACCCAUCCUUCCUCUAUACUUUCCACCCUCACCUCCCCACUCACCCCAGAUCCCUCACCCACCAUGACCCCCGAGGACCCAAAGUACCACUCGCACCGUCGCAGAGACUCUGGAUCAACCGCUACCUCUCCUACUGCCGCCUUUGCACAUGAGCACUCACGAAACUCUGCCAAGGGACACACGACCGCGGGCUAUCAUCUUCCUACGUUUGGCGACUUGAGCAAAACCGCGGCUCCCUCGAGCACCUCCUCUUCUCCCUCCAGCUCGUCUCGGCCGCUCCAUACUCUCUAUCCAAAUGGCACGCCUCCCAUGUCGCCUGGCCACGUUCUCAUCUCGCCCGUGCCACGCCCCCAUUACGGUAUCACUGACCCGAGUCAAUACUCCUCCUCGUCCUCAAGCGGGUUCUACCAGCUCCCACCUCCCCUUCAGCCAUUCGCGCCGCGUCAAAGCCCACAUCAGUCGCCAGCAAUACAGCCUCAAUCUAGUCAGGGCCAUUUCCUCCCUCCUCUGCCGCCUCUCCCCUCUUCCGCGCAUUCGACCAACUAUUCUCCGCGAUCCACACCUCAGAUGUCCCCACUUCCCAACCACUAUAUGGUCUCGCCGGCCAUGGGCCCACUCUCCCCUUACCCAACCCCACAGCACCAGCCGCGACACUUCUCGAGCCCACACUCUGACUCGAUGGCGGCACCGAAGCAGUCUAUCCCCGCCAUGAUCCUUCCGGCCUCAGCGCUCUCGUCCUCCUCUGGAGCCCAGGAGGCAGCUUCGCGAUCUUAUUCCACAAUCCUCCCACAUCGGGAUCAUUCUGAACUCAGCUCACCGGCCACUGCACCCGUUGCUGAUCACUCAGCCCCAAGCUCCCCUCGGCGGUUCAUGAUGCUCCCUCCCCAAAGUACACCCGCAAGCUCUUCAACACAGCGCACCUCCCGGUCACAGACCCGCAAGGACAGCGCUAAUACUGCUACCUCAACCACGACGACACCCACAAGACGUCGCGCCUCCUCCAAUAGCAAGCUUGUCGAUCAAGAGACCCGGGACCUGCUACGCAAGGUCUCGCACUCUGCGAUUGAACGCCGGCGACGCGAGCGCAUCAACGAUAAGAUUCUGCAACUCAAGCACCUGGUACCCGCCUGCGUCGAUGAGGACCAUCUCCAUAAGCUGUCGAUCUUGCAGAGCACGAUCGAAUAUAUCCAGCAUCUCAAGGCCAUUCUCCCGGCCUCGGUCGCGAACGCCAAGGUCGGAAGGGCGACGAACAGUAAUCCGAAUAACAAGACUACGGAUAUGCUCGAGGCCAUGGGAGGAUCAAUUUCAAGCAAGAGUCCAUUGACACCUUUGAUGACCACGGGAUUGAAUCAUAUCUAUGAAAAGAGGAUCCGAGUCGAGAAACAGGAGAUCAGGGAUCUGAUGAAGGAGCAUUCGCCCAGGAACCUGGCCGAAGAAGCACCAUUGUCGGCCAGUAGCUCAUCGUCUCCGUCGUCCUCGGAUGAAGAUGCGAAGGAUGGAUUGCUAUUGUUGGCUGGAGCUGGCCAGUCGAUGGAGAUUCCACAGCGACAGGACCAGAAACGAGUUGGUCGGAGGAAGGGGUCCCAGGAGAGUGGAAUGUACGAUUAGACUGGUUCUCACCUUGCUCAAUAAACAAAAAGUGUCUGCAU